Messenger RNA from Leishmania mexicana MHOM/GT/2001/U1103, 705 nucleotides. RefSeq lists its product as hypothetical. Lineage: Eukaryota; Euglenozoa; Kinetoplastea; Trypanosomatida; Trypanosomatidae. The coding region runs from base 1 to 705 and encodes 234 amino acids. The record is from RefSeq and is a predicted model, not a curated record. The transcript has a single exon.
AUGAGGCUUCACCUGGAGGACGCUUACGAGGAGCUCUGCGCCGAGUACAACACUACGCCGCUAUGUAGCUUCCGCAGCUCUCUGCGGAACACGUACGCUUCGCCAGAUGGCGAAGUCUUCAUGGACGGCUCUUAUGUUGAGGGCGAUCACUUCUGCGUCUUCGCCGAACUUCUUCGUCGACUGCUGCGGCAGCCCAUUGCAUUCAUCAAGCCCGCUAUCGUGCAGCUGGGUACCGUUGCGCCUCAGCUGGGGAACUCCGUCCUCUACACGCCAGAGGCGCAAGUCGGCCAAGUCUACUACGCCGUGCCGCCUCGUCUACUGCGAAUCAAGCUGCUCCUCUCGCGCAAUGUGAACAAUGCAGAUGUGGAGCGCGUGUGCCGCCUCAUCGUGGCGCAGAAGGUGUUGGACUGCGUUCCGUUUCCAGGAUCGCACAGCAACUCUACGAAAGCAAGUACACAAGCCACGGGCUCUCUGCCGAAGUUGAGCUGGCCGGAGAGAGCAGCCAUCGAAAGCAUCGACCUGCACAACUGCGUGUUUGUUUCGCUCCCAGGUGGGCGAGCCUUGCGUGCUGCCGCGCGGCGCAACGUGUACGUUCAAAACGUCUUUCUGGAGGGGUGCAGCGUGAAUGCUGCGGUGGUGGCGCAAAUAGCGCGAGCGACUCGCAGCAAUAGGGAGCAGUUUCGCCUCGUGUGUACCUCGUCCUGA